Molecule: messenger RNA, 3859 nt
Organism: Carassius auratus (goldfish)
Lineage: Eukaryota; Metazoa; Chordata; Actinopteri; Cypriniformes; Cyprinidae
Product: lymphocyte antigen 86-like
Exons: 5
Coding region: 35-508 (157 amino acids)
Biological process (GO): innate immune response; positive regulation of lipopolysaccharide-mediated signaling pathway
Source: RefSeq, a predicted model, not a curated record
GUCAGACUCUGUGAAGACACGAGCGUGUGUCAGUAUGCUGUUGGUUGUGAUUCUGACUCUGGUUCAGAUGAAUGAAGCUCACGCUCAGGAUCCUCGAUGGCCGCUUCACACAGUCUGCGACUCUGAAAGAAUCACGGUGACCUACAGGAGCUGCGACCCUUUGCAGGAUGUAGGUUUUACUUUCCUGCCUUGCCCUGAGAGAUUAACCGAUGUUGUAAAAAUCAGAUUGGCCUUGAUUCUGAGGAGGUCCAUCGAUGAGCUUUAUACAUCAUACGAGCUGUUGCUCAAUGAUCACCCGAUCCUGAAGCGGGACGAGCCCCUCUGUCUUCCUCAGUUCCCACGUUUUAAGUUUUGUGGAAGCAGGAGAGGAGAAAUCAUCACCGUCGAGUCAUCAUUUAAGUCAAAAAUAAAUCUUCCUCUAAAGGCUGAUUUUGAUCUUAAACUACGUGCAAUAAAUCAAGAAGGCUUCCUGAUCGCCUGUGUGAAUGCAACUCUCAACUUUCAUUGAUCCUUUAAGAGCAGAGGACCUGUGCUUCAGCUGAGAGCAACUGUACAAUCUAUUACACUGUGGUAAUUGCAAGUUGUUGAACUCAGCUGUUAAUCGUAUAUUACUGCAUUUCAGCAAAGGAAUGUUUAAGUUAUUUUUGUUGUUCCUCAAUGUAGAGUUAUGGGAAAUGUACAGAGUGAGUGUCGGCGUAUGUUCAGGAUUUUUGAUGCUUUCAGGUGAUUUUUGCCCUGGUCUCAGACCAUUGCUCUUUUAAAACUAUAAGAAUCCAUUAAAAACAAAAUGCAAACAGAAAAAAAGGGAUGUAAAAAAGCAGUGAACAAAAUAUCUAGAUUCAAUAUUUAUUUUGUGAAAAUUAUUUUAGUAAAAAAAAACAAAAAAAAACUUUUUCUCCUGAAACUACGGAGGACAUUUUCAGUGAAAAGCAUGAUUGAAAUACAGUAUGAGACUGUCAAUAAAAUAAAGAAACAUAUCUUUAUUAUGUUUCAUUUUCAAACAAGCUGGAAUUUCCUUGAAAAUAUUAUUUAUUAAUUUAUUUUAGGAGACCUAAAAUGUCCAGCUAUGAAAUUAGCCAAAGAAAAAAAAGACCUAAAAUGUCCAGCUAUAAUUAAUAAAAAAUAAAAUAAAUUUACAAACACAAACACAAAUGUUAAAGAUUUCCAUCAUAGAAAAACAACAACAGAUGUUAUGAAUUACAGUGGAAAUAAAACUGCAGUGGAAAUUUUCCUUCCUAGAAAGCCUGAAAUUUAGAAUUAAUAAAAACUAAUGCAUUAUCAUAAAAAAUAUUACAUUUUGAUAAUACCUUAAACUUAAAAAUGAAAACGAAACAUAUUUUUUAAAAUAUUCAAAAUGUGAAUACAAAGUAUUAUAGUAUCUGAGUGAUGCUAAAAUAACACAGCAAAAGUAUUUUCACACACAAGUCUCACAAGUUCAAAUGUAUCACAGCGCAGUUCUGUCUGUCACCAGUAGAUGGCGCCAUCAUCUCUUCUGACCCUGUUCUGCUGCUGCACUCUCAUCCUCUCACAGACAGAUGCACUGCAUCGACUUCAUGUCCUCUCGAAAAUCACUUUCGUUUGUUAUAUCAUUCUAGAUUUUGUCUCAAGAACGUACUGAAACUAAGUUAAUGUAUCGGCCUACUGAAUGAAGAAGUGAAAAGUGGAACUUUUUUUCAAUUGCACAAGAUAUUAUACACCAUAUUUAAUUGCAAGCAACACAAGCAAAUACAAAGUGUUUGCCCAUUCAUAAUGACAGCACACGCAUUCAUCACAUACCUUCCAUUCAUCUGGAGUGAUGAGACCUGAUAAUCUAGAGACACACAGUCCUAAUGUACACAUGAAAUAUUAAAGAGGCAGGUCUGGUUGAAGUGUCCGUAUGCCCGUGUCUUCUCUCUUCCUCAGAGAUGAAUCUGCCUCCUUCUCUAUUUCACAUACAUUUCACUUCAUACAGACCAGAACUUCCAUCCCCAAAGCCCGGAAAAAGCAUUGCAUAAUCCUUCUGAGUUAUACAUCACAUGCUUAUACUUCAGUAAACCGUGCACUUUCUGAGAAAAUGAACAUGUAAACAUAGCCCAGUUUGGGAAAUUCAUUUAGUUAUUUCUGUGCUUGAAAGACGAGCUGUUUCAUCAUCCGUUUCGAUGCGUAAUACAAAGUCAGGCUUUUAUUCUAUUUUGUCAAAGCUAGCUAGAAAAUUCAAAAAGAAGUUUAGAGCCACUGAAAGACAUUAGACAUCUAACAAAUGUUAUUCCAGUGAUGUUAGCACAAAACAUGAUAUAGUUUAUAUUUGAUGUGUAUCUAUUUUUAUUAUCACUUCUUUCAGAAUGUUCAGAGAACAUUCAAACGUAACAUUCUCACAAUCUUUUCAAACCUAUAGAAUGGAAUGUUCCCUCAACAUUCAUAUAACCAAGAAAAAACAUUAUAACAUAAAUGUUAGUAAAAUAUUCUUAUACUAUAUUUUCUAGCUAGAUAAGCAAAUGAACAAGUUAGAUGGUAAGAUUAUGUUUACUAAGUAUGUUUUUUAGCAAUGCAAUACAAUAGUUUGCUAUAUUAACAGUGUCUUUAUAAAGCUUCAAACAGCCUUAGCAAAGGUAUUCUGUAUCUAUAUGACAGAUGUUUCAAUGGCUGAUAAAUGUGAAUAUAUUUAGUCAGUACAUCAUUAAUGUUGUUUAUUUAUAAACAGAUAACCGAAUGAAUUCCUCAGGCCCACAGUAACAAAAUAAAGCAAUACAAAUACGACAAAUGCGACCUCUGCAACGUGCUUAUUUUAAAAAACGCCUUAAAUUUGAUUGCUUGUAUUCUGGUUUUGCCGCAUUUGGACAGUUAUUGCUCUGAAUCCGUGUAUAAUUCCCUUUAACCAAGCAUAUUUUGUAAUCCGCUAGCAUGAGACGUUCAGUAUGUUGUGUGCUGCAGCUUAGUUCAGGAGCAUCCCUAAUGAUCUGAUUAAGAUGUUUUCUAUUUCAAAUUGAGGAAAGAGCACCAUUUGGAUGCGCUGAGAGAUAAUAUCAUAUAUCAUGCCGUGUGUUGUGAUGCAGCGGCCUGCAGGGCAUUGUGGGAUGUCUUCAGACCGCGCCGCAGCUGAGGUACUCUUUCAGACUCGUUCACAGAGGAUAAAGGAAACCUUUUGUUGCCGUGAAGGGUUGUUCCCUAGCAACAGGGUUGCAUUCGGAUGCCUAGGUAACGGUCAAUAAAUAACAUCACUCUCAAGUUUCGGCUAGUUUGGAGACUGAGGUCUUACUCUGGAGUAGAUCUGUAGGCCUUUCAGAACGGACUUUAAACCCAACGUGCAACACUUAGAUGUAGUUUGCAUGAUAAUGAAUGAAACAAACAUAUAACAUGAACAUAUUUGAAGUUAUUUCACUUUUGGUGGUGUUCUGCAAAGAUGCAUGACUUGAACACUCAACAGCCAUGCAAACUUUGGGAGGGAAUGAUAAAUGCCCUAAACAGGUUAUUCAUUGACCCGUACAAGACCUCCUUAACCGAUACAUCCAGAACUAGAGGGAGACAGCUUAAUAAACUUUUUUAGUUUAAUAUGAGCAGUGGACACAGCUGGAGUUCUGUGUAGUGACUGAUCAGAAGUUCUCAGUAGUGGAUCAAUUAUAAUAUCCAGUAUCACAGUGGAAGAGUCUGGCUGGGUGCCGCGGGGCAGGUUUGUCCAGUCUGAUGAGUCUGAGCUGGACGAGGAGGGUCUAACACCCUGCGAUCAGCACCAGGAGAUCACUGCUUAAACCAGCCCUACAGAUGAUUAAACCCUGCAAAAUACAGUCAUCAUACAAUAUCUCUUCUGCCAUCUGAAGUUAAUUAACGUAGUUCUCCGUACAGUCUGUUGCAUGCCACACUGAAAACGUUCUUAAUGUGAAGU